AUGUAUCCAAAGGAUGCUCGUAUUGCUGGUGUUAACUAUGGAGGAAGUUUAAAGGCAACAAUUUUGUUAAAGAACGAAGAAACAGGAGCCAUUGAACGUAUUCCUGAUAUCCAACUUAUGGAAGAUUUCCCAGUUAUGAUUAAUUCAUCAUUCUGUAACUUGCCUAAACUUUCUCCAAAACAAAAGAUGUUGCAAGGUGAAGAAGAACACGAAUCUGGUGGUUAUUUCGUUGUUAGAGGAAGUGAAGUUGUCUAUCGUCUCUUAACACAACAACGUGCCAAUUUCCCAUUUGCUAUUACACGUCCUUCUUGGAUGGGUUAUAAGGAAGAUUUUACUGAUAAAGGUAUUUUGGUGAGAUGUAGACAUCCAAAGACACUUAUAACGAGAUUGGUAAAUAUUCACUACAGAAGAGAUGGUGUCGUUUUCAUGAGAGCUGGUAAUCCAGUGCCAUUCUAUAUUAACAUUGUUUUGGCAUUGAAAGCUUUGAGAGAAUGUUCCGAUAGAGAUUUGUUCUUGCUACUUACUGCUGGUACCAAGAAUAAGGUUACUUUGGAUCGUGUUGUUGAACUUUUGGGUGAUUUUAGAAAGACUUUCCCAACUGUUCAAACUCGUGAAGAUGCCAUCAUUGCUUUGGGUACAAUUUAUGAUCCACACGGAUUGAGAAGAUUGGAAGAACCAGUUGAUAAGAACAAAUUAAUCAAAUCUGGUUAUGAAAAAUUCGAUUUUUUGGUUUAUUGUGUUCAAAAAUUAUACAAAUUUGUCGAUGGUGAAAUUGCUGAGGAAAAUUUGGACGAUUUUGAUAACCACGAGCUGUUGACUGUUGGUGAAGUUCUUUCCAACGUUAUUCCACUUAUUAUUUAUAACAAGAUUCAACUUGCACAUGGUACUUGUGCCAAACUAUUGAUGAAAUCGGCAACUACAAUGCAACCAGAUAUGUUGGAACAAAAAUAUCUUGCUCUCUUUAGAGACAAGUGUAAGAGUAUUCUUUCUAAGGCAUGUCCAAAUGAUAUUAACAGACUUUUCAGUGUUGGUGAUGUUUCAGUUUCUGCUCCUUUCCGUCCAGAAUUGUCUCAAACUCGUGCUCUCUUUACCAAACUUGAAAGAAUCAACUUUUUGAGAGUUAUUUCUCACUUCCGUGCUACUCACAGAGGUAUUGCCUUCUUGGAUUCUAAUUCAACACGUAUGAGAAGAUUGACACCAUCAUUCUGGGGGUUCAUUUGUCCUGUUCACUCUCCUGAUGGUCACUUGUGCGGUCUCGUAAACCACUUGUCACAAACCACUGAAAUUGUUACACAUCAAGCCAAACCAAAGGAAUUGAGAUCUGUUGUCGAAAUGUGUUUGAAAUUGGGUAUGCUUCCUUCAUCUACUGAAAAGUGUAUUUCAGUUUCUAUUGAAGAUGAAGCUCCGGUCAUGCUCGAUGGUGCCAUUAUUGGUAAGGUUUCACAUGAUAAAUUGCAAAAUCUUGCUGAUCAAUUGAGAUAUUGCAAGGUUUCUGGAAAGUAUGGAUUACCUAAAUUCAUGGAAAUUGCUUGUCAACCAAAGUACUCUGCUAUGGAUAUUCCAUAUUUGCCACAAUUGAACAUCUUUACCGAUAUUGCCAGAGCUGUCAGACCAGUCAGAUAUUUACCAACAGGUCAAGAUGAAUGGAUUGGUAGUGCUGAACAAGUUUUUAUGAAUAUUGCUGUUACUGUUGAAGAUAUUAAGCCAAAUACUACUCACAUGGAAAUUGAUCCAACUAACUUUAUGAGUUUCCUUGGUAAUUUGACACCAUUCUGUAACUUUAACCAAUCUCCUCGUUGUAUUUAUCAGUGCCAAAUGGCCAAACAAUCUAUGGCAGCAGUUUUCCACAGUGUUGACCAUAGAGUUGAUACCAAGUUGUUCGACAUGAAAUUACCACAAAAACCACUCACCAGAACUAAGCAUCAAACUGAUUUACCUUUCGACGAAUUUAACAAUGGUUGUAACGCUGUUGUUGCUGUCAUUUCUUAUACAGGUUACGAUAUGGAAGACGCUAUGAUUAUGAACAAGACAUCAUAUGAAAGAGGUAUGAUGCACGGUACUGUUUUCAAGACUGAAGAUAUAGAUUUAACUGAAGGAACAGCUUUCCUUACAAAUAGAGUUUUCGACAAGACUGAAAUGGAUUCUGAUUAUCAAGCUAAGGAAUUUGAAGAUUUGGAUUAUGAUGGUCUCCCAGAAGUUGGUUUACCACUCGAUGAAGGAUCUAUCUUUGCUAAUUAUUAUGAUCCUGAAAAGCAAAAAUUCAUGCCAAUGAAAUGGAAAGAUGUUGACUCUGCUACUGUACACAGCGUUAAAGUUAUUGCAACUGACCCAUCUGACUACAAGAAGGUUAAACAUGCUUCCAUAACUUUCAGACUCAAUCGUAACCCAAUUAUUGGUGACAAGUUUUCAUCUAGACACGGUCAAAAGGGUGUCUUGUCCAUUUUGUGGCCUCAAGAAGAUAUGCCUUUCACUGAUGGUGGUAUUGUCCCUGACAUUGUUAUUAACCCUCACGCUUUCCCUUCACGUAUGACUAUUGGUAUGUUAGUCGAAUCAAUGUCCUCCAAAGCUGGUGCUUUGCAUGGUUACUUCCCAGAUGCUACACCAUUCAGUUUCAGCGAAGAAAAUACUGCUGUUGAUCACUUUGGUGAACAAUUAAAGAAGGCAGGUUACAAUUAUCAUGGUAAUGAAGUUAUGUACUCUGGAGCUUUGGGUACAACUUUGAAAGCUGAUAUUUAUAUGGGUGUUGUGUACUAUCAAAGAUUGCGUCACAUGGUUUCUGACAAGUAUCAAUGUCGUGUUGGUGGUCCAACUAAUGCCAUUACUCAUCAACCUGUUAAGGGUAGAAAGAAGGCUGGUGGUGUAAGAAUGGGUGAAAUGGAACGUGAUGCUCUCGUUGCUUAUGGUGCUGCUGCUGUUGUUAAGGAUCGUUUCUUUGAUUGUACAGACUCUUCAACUGCAAUUGUUUGUACAUGUUGUAACCAAAUGAAUACCAUUGUUAAACCUGAUAUGGGAACUGGAAGUGGUCCAAUUGUUAGUGGAUCAGGAAUUGGAGCUAAUUUGGAUGAACUGUUAUGUUGUGUUUGUAAAACUAAUCAACAUUUGCGAACAAUUUACAUUCCAUACACAACCAAAUAUCUGCACAGUGAAUUGGCUGCUAUGGGAGUUAAUUUGAAGAUUUGUGUUGAUGAACACACUAGUAGGAAUAUGUAAAUUUUCAAUUUUAUAAAAUAAUAUGUUAU
Naegleria gruberi is the source of this 3239-nucleotide messenger RNA. RefSeq lists its product as uncharacterized. The coding region runs from base 1 to 3210 and encodes 1069 amino acids. Gene Ontology annotation, molecular function: ribonucleoside binding; DNA binding; DNA-directed RNA polymerase activity. Gene Ontology annotation, biological process: DNA-templated transcription. Gene Ontology annotation, cellular component: nucleus; RNA polymerase I complex. The transcript has 2 exons. Lineage: Eukaryota; Heterolobosea; Eutetramitea; Acrasida; Naegleriidae. The record is from RefSeq and is a predicted model, not a curated record.